AUGAGUCUCAAGCCUACGGCUACAUAUAAGUCGAAUGAUAUAGAACAUUCGUUCGACCCAGGUGAUGGUCCACAUACAACAAAUGGUAAAACAACUCAAAUUUCAGAUAUAGUUAUAAAUGCAGGUGGAGAAGAUCGAGAUAAACCAAGCGAACAUAAUGAUACACCCCUUGGUAAUUUGAGAGCUGCUAUAACUACUUUGCAAGAUCAAAUUAAUGAAUUUCUAACGGAUCGAAUGAAAUUAGAAAAGACCAAUAAUGAAAAUGGAGAUGACGAUAUUGAGAGAAAAGUUUUAGAUGAAGGUGUCGAAGAAAAUGAAGAAGAUUGA
Lodderomyces pseudojiufengensis is the source of this 327-nucleotide messenger RNA. RefSeq names its product chromatin DNA-binding EKC/KEOPS complex subunit. NCBI's taxonomy places the organism in Eukaryota, Fungi, Ascomycota, Pichiomycetes, Serinales, Debaryomycetaceae. The coding region runs from base 1 to 327 and encodes 108 amino acids. The record is from RefSeq and is a predicted model, not a curated record. The transcript has a single exon.